AUGACAACAACUCAAGGUGUUUGGGCAGUCACUUCCGUGACAGCCUCAGCUGUGGCCACUGCCAACCUGACUCCAGUGCAGACCCCAACCCGGUCUUCAGUGACCCAAGUGUCCCAAGGAACAUAUCAUCAAGAUGCAGAAACAGAAGAUGCAGCUGCCACCACAGCCCCCACCACCGCAAGCCCAGCAAGGUCCCCACAGCAGCCGGCACAAGUGCAAGUGCAGACACCACAGCCCCCACAGCAGCAAGAGAGUCUUCAGCUUACCCCACAGCCUGGAGCUUUGCUCACGGGCACCACUGUGACCAACCUCCAGGCGGCCCGGCUUAUAGGCGGUUAUGGCAGUGAUCUUGGAGAGAAGGGUGUGGUGGAAGAACCCGGGUCCCUACUUCUCAGCUGCAGGCACAAGGGCAGAUGCAAACUCAGACACCCCAGCCUUCUCAGGUGGGCCUUGGCCAAGCCUCCAGUGGUAUCUGUCCCAGCAGCUGUGGUCUCCUCGCCGGGGGUCACGACCCUGCCUAUGAACGUUGCAGGGAUCAGCGUGGCAAUUGGACAGCCACAAAAAACAGCAGGACAGACUGUCGUGGCCCAACCUGUACAUGUUCAACAAUUGCUGAAGCUCAAGCAGCAAGCAGUCCAGCAGCAGAAGGCCAUCCAGCCACAAGUUGCCCAGGGCCAGGCUGCCGUCCAGCAGAAGCUAACCACCCAACAGAUCACUGUUCAGGGCCCACAGCAGAAAGUCACCUAUGCUGCCCAGCCAGCCCUUAAAACCCAGUUUCUGACCACACCCAUCUCCCAGGCCCAGAAACUGGCUGGGACUCAGCAGGUGCAGACGCAAAUCCAGGUUACAAAACUUCCUCAAGUCGUACAACAACAAACACCUGUGGCCAGCAUCCAGCAGGUUGCAUCAGCUUCUCAACAGGCUUCUCCACAGACAGUGACACUCACACAGGCAACAGCAGCAGGGCAACAGGUACAGAUGAUCCCAACGGUGACUGCCACAGCCCAAGUGGUGCAGCAGAAGCUCCUUCAGCAGCAGGUGGUAACUACAGCCUCUGCCUCACUGCAGACCCCUGGUGGUCCAGCCCCAGCACAGCUUCCAGCCAGCUCUGACAGCCCAAGCCAGCAGCCCAAAUCACAGCCUGCUGUGAGGCUGAAGACACCCACCAAGCCUCCAUGCCAAUAGGAAGGAAACUGGUUGGUACUAUGGCAAGGCUGUCUUAUCUUAGCAGAAUGCUCUACUGUUUUUGCACUCUGGGAUCUGCUGCUACCUAGGUUGGCCAAAGUGAUUUGACUUUCUCCUGUGUGUGACUAACUGAAAAAGCGACAGUUGCAGUCUUUGAUGGUUUCACUGUGUGGGCAAUGUCCACAUCA
Microtus ochrogaster (prairie vole) is the source of this 1373-nucleotide messenger RNA. RefSeq names its product E1A-binding protein p400-like. The coding region runs from base 1 to 1185 and encodes 394 amino acids. The record is from RefSeq and is a predicted model, not a curated record. The transcript is spliced from 8 exons. Lineage: Eukaryota; Metazoa; Chordata; Mammalia; Rodentia; Cricetidae.